GGUUCUAGUUAUUUGUUUUGUGGUGUGACUGGGGUACUCAUGGGAAGACAACCUUGUUGUGAUCGAGCAGGAUUGAAAAGAGGUCCAUGGACAAUGGAAGAAGACCGAAAGCUUAUGAAUUUUAUCGUCAAUAACGGCAUCCAAUGUUGGCGAAUGGUUCCUAAGCUUGCAGGUUUGCUAAGAUGCGGGAAAAGUUGUAGAUUGAGAUGGAUUAACUAUUUGAGGCCGGACCUCAAAAGAGGUACAUUAUCUGAAGCUGAAGAGGAUCAGAUUAUUGAACUUCAUGCUCGUCUUGGUAAUAGAUGGUCUAAGAUAGCCUCACAUUUUCCUGGGCGUACCGAUAAUGAAAUCAAGAAUCAUUGGAAUACUCGAAUCAAGAAAAAGCUAAAGCUUCUUGGAGUAGACUCAAAUACCCAAAAACAUGUUAUGGAAGACAAGAAACAACAUGUGGAAGCCAUAAAUCAUGAAGAAUGCGACAUUGUGUCAACUAAUGAAAAUACCCAAGUGGAUUGUGCGAGGAUAGAUGAACUUACACUUGAAAAAGUCAUGAACUCCAAGGAACAUCAUAACGAUAGGGUGUGCAAGAUCUUCGACGUGGAUUCAUGUACAAACACGAACCAAGAUAAACCAACAUCAAAUUCGAAAAGUGAUUCUAACUCACUUUCUUUUGAACAUUCAAGUUCCAUCAACCCUAACUCUUCCCUUGGAGAAUCCUUUUUAGUUGAAGGAGAUGAUUCUUCACAACAAUGGGUUGAUGAUGUGGAUUCAUUGUUGUUAUGGGAUUGUUUCAAUCAACAAGAUGACCUAUUUUUCAUUUUAGGAAACAGUUCUUUGUAAUAUGUAAAUGUUAUAUUGUUUUCAUUCAUUUCUGUUGUACUAGGUCAUUGUUCAAGAAAAAUUAUUUUUUUAUAGAAUAUAUUUCAUUCCAA
Helianthus annuus (common sunflower) is the source of this 929-nucleotide messenger RNA. RefSeq names its product myb-related protein 315. The record is from RefSeq and is a predicted model, not a curated record. Lineage: Eukaryota; Viridiplantae; Streptophyta; Magnoliopsida; Asterales; Asteraceae. The transcript is spliced from 3 exons. The coding region runs from base 40 to 837 and encodes 265 amino acids.